Molecule: messenger RNA, 498 nt
Organism: Staurois parvus
Lineage: Eukaryota; Metazoa; Chordata; Amphibia; Anura; Ranidae
Source: the annotation of a GenBank genome assembly
CACACCGGUGACUUUGAUACAGGUUCUGCAUUGGUACUGACUAUUGAAAGUACUUUGAUAACCGCAUGCUCAUCAGAGUCUCUGGUUAGCAAGGGACACUUUAAAAACUUCUGCAUUCGUUUUGCUGAUGGAUUUGAGACCUCUUGGGAUGACUGGAAACCAGAAGUCAGGACCGAUCUAGUGAUGAAUGCUUGUGUUGUGCCGGAUGGAACAUAUGAAGUGUGUUCUCGGACAACAGGGCAGGCUUCAGCAGAAAGCAACAGUGCUGGCACAUGGACCCUCAAUGUAUUGUGGAAGAUGUGUGGUAUUGAUGUGCAUAUGGAUCCAAAUAUUGGAAAAAGGCUUAAUGCCCUUGGCAAUACUCUGACCACACUGACUGGAGAAGAGGACAUAGAUGAUAUCGCAGAUCUGAACUCUGUAAUCAUGGCUGAUCUCUCAGAUGAAGAUGAAGUUGACAGCAUGUCUCCUACAGUCCAUUCAGUACGUUCCCAUACAACC